ACUAAACGGUAAGUAAGAUUCAUUGCCUGCUCAUCGUCGGAGUAGGAAAGAACGGAUCAGCAGACGUUGAGUUUCAUUUCUCUCACGUGUUUACUCUGAAUUAAAGUUACCGUACGACUGAUAGAUUUCGGAGUAUUUCGACCGGAUUUUGUAAUCCUCGAAUAACGAAAUAAUCCAUCGGUGGCUCCUCACCACCCUUAGAAGAAUUUUAAAUCCAGAGAAAGUUCGACAGAAAGAAGUAGUGAUGAAGACCCUGUCGGUAGAUACGUCGCUUCGCCUGGCAAGAGUUCUAUCGACCUUGAUAUUGCUAUGGCCGCUAGCUCCUGAUGCGAAGCGUAGCGAAGUCAUAAGACGUCGGAGCUUGACGCUCUUGUCGCUAGCUCAUAUAGCUGUAACGUUUCCAACAAUGAUACUUGGAACGCUCGAAAACAUGGAAAGCCGCCUUGACAUGUUCAUCGGUAGCACAGACAUGAUAGCAGUCGGUGGUCUGAUACUGUAUAUCGGUAUCUGCUACAUCGAGGAAACUCGCCUUCAUGGAUUGAUAACCGAAAUGACGUCGUUCAUGAAAGAAGCUAACGACGAAGAAUUGGCUGCGAUUGAGUUCUACAUGAAAAAGUGUUCAUUGCUACAUAUGGGAACUGUCGUGGUGGCCUUGUCCAUACCAGUAUCAUAUAUUUUUUCACCUCUUAUUCAAGAUCAGCCCUUGCCCGGUAGAACCGCAUACCCGUUUUCAAUAGAGCCACUUUGGAUUCAUAUUAUGCUAUUUAUAUCACAGUCUUUUCUUAUUAUUCAAAUUCAAGGCGCAAUAUGCAUGACCAUAGCGUUUGUGGUUCUAAUCUGGUUCGGCGCUGCAAGAUUUGAUAUGGUGUGCAUGGCCAUCAAUAAGGCAACCACAGAAGCUGAAGUGAAGAAAUGUGCUAAAAAGCACCAGGAAUCGAUACACUUUGCGAACAGACUGGGGACGACUGUGGGCCGUAUGGCUCUUGGGGUGGCCAUAAGCAAUUUGCUGGGCGUUAUGUUUGGAGGAGUCGUGAUCACUUACAGGACAUUUGAUUCCAUCAAUUUCUUCAAGUUGAUGAUCUUCAUGAUGAUAGUCACGUUUCACCUGUUUCUGUACGCUUGGCCAGCGGACUACUUGGCUCAGUCGAGCCAACGCGUAGCGGAAUCCAUUUUAAAUGGCAAGUGGGUAGGAAAAUCGCCUAGGAUGCAUAGCUCGUUAUUGCUUAUGAUGCAAAGGGCCAAUAACCCAGCCAUAAUCAAGGUCGACGGCGUGCUUCCUCCCUUGAACCUGGAGAUGUUUGGAAGUGGGUUAUCAACCAGUUUCUCGUACAUCGCAACGCUUUUCGCUAUUUUCGACGAGUGAAUACGAAAGCAGAUAAUCCGUAAGGUCACAAUGCUUUUGUCGCAUCAAGAUACGUACACCAUCUUCUGCGUUUGAGCCAGUCUGUCUAGUGAUUUACACCCAGCAGCCAGGCGACGAAAAUUUGAUUCGUCUGUUAUUCCCGUUUUCGCGUUACGUGAUAAAAUCAUUAUACCUAGUACGAGCUAUAAUGCGAAAAGCAGACAAAUCAAGUUUUUAACGAGGUAUUGCUUAGUGAGACUUUGGAAGCUGGCAGGUGUAUUGUGACGAUCCUUUUCAGUAGAACAUAAUAGGUAUAUGAAAGAUCGAAUGCAACUUUGGUUCAUGUGAUUGCAAUAGUUGGAACGUAGAAUACACUGGAACCCAUAGAAUAAACGAAUAAUCCAAACCACUAUAAA
This is a messenger RNA of Neodiprion virginianus, 1758 nucleotides long. RefSeq names its product odorant receptor Or2-like. The coding region runs from base 245 to 1363 and encodes 372 amino acids. NCBI's taxonomy places the organism in Eukaryota, Metazoa, Arthropoda, Insecta, Hymenoptera, Diprionidae. Gene Ontology annotation, biological process: sensory perception of smell; detection of chemical stimulus involved in sensory perception of smell. Gene Ontology annotation, cellular component: plasma membrane. The transcript is spliced from 7 exons. Gene Ontology annotation, molecular function: olfactory receptor activity; odorant binding. The record is from RefSeq and is a predicted model, not a curated record.